CUCUGUUCGGUUCGGAGACGCAGUGACGGACAUCCCGGAGUCGAGCGCACCUAACGCAUGAAGAUAAUGUUUGAGUAAGUUUGAGAACCCAUUCACUCAAGGUGAAAUGUGCAUUGCGCAGUUGUUGUCUUGACGCACUCAUGCCUUAAAGAAUGAGAGUCUUGAGGGAGGAGGACUGUUGAAACGAUGCCACGCGGAGAUGGAGAAUGGAGGACCCGCAAAAGUGCGUGACAGGCAGGUCAGGGUCGGUUUGAAGACAUCAUAAAACGAGGCGAAACGCACAUCACCACCUGAAGCCAUGGGGAUACGACAUCUCCUGCUUCUGUUGGUCUAUCUAGACCCGUUGAGCGUCCUGAGCGCAUCCACGACCAAGAGGAGCAAACCCCCUGCAAAGAGACCCCCGAAAUUGAAGGAGGUCAACAGCACCGCUGCUCCAACGGUGGCUCCCCGACGGACCACGCAAGUCCAGGCGCCCAUCAUCGGUGAUCACGACAUCUGUCUAGGGUACUACGACGUAAGCGGACAGUUCGACAAAGAGUUCGCCUGCAACAACACCGACCACAGGUACUGUUGCGGGAGCUGCUUCCUUCGCUUCUGCUGCCCCGUGAAAGCCAAGCGAGUGGAUCAGAGAGUCUGCACCAACUACAACACGCCCGACUGGAUCAAAACACAGCCGCCCUCACCGGCACCCACAGGGGACACGUAUGACCCCGCGCUGGACCAGACCAACACCACCGUCUACAUCACCUGCGGGGUCAUCACGCUCAUUAUUAUCCUGGGGAUUUCUGCCAAAGUGGCCUAUGAUAAAGCCACCAGACCGCCUCAAGAGAUGAACGUCCACAGAGCGCUGGCGGACAUAUUGAGACAGCAGGGGUCCGUUCCGGUGUACGAGCAUGAAAACGUCGUUGCUAUAGACGCCUCGUCCAAAGAGAACACCCCAGUACGGACGUCCAAGAACCACUACACACCUGUGCACAACAAAAUCAACCAUGGGCAUUAUGGGAAAGAAAACUUCCGCAGUGGUCAAGACAUGCACAACUUCAUCUCCUCUGGCUUCGUGACCCUCGGCAGGAGUCACCUGAAAGCGCAGCACUCUGUGGACGAUCUCGGGCAGCUGUCGUGGCAGGGCGAGCUGGACGUUCCUCUGUCCUACAAUAACCAUCCACACGACUACACCAGCCAUCUUGAUCUCACUGGGUCACACACUCCUAAAAUCGGACACAGAAUAGAGCACUAUGAGAAGCCGAGAAUGAACAACAUCCUGACGUCCCAGACGGAGCCGUACGAGCUGUCGUUCUCCCGCUCCUUCCAGAACCUCACUCACCUCCCGCCGUCCUACGAGAUGGCCCUGAAAGCAGACCUGGGUGACAAAGACGAGGAGUAUUACAUGAGGAAGCACCAUUUAUCCGACAUGACGCCUCGCGGGGGAAACCUGCAGACGCACAUGAUAAAGCUGAACGUGGAUCCGCCCGCGCAGCGCCAGAAGCCCAAGCGCGUCCAGCGAGCCAUGUCUCAAGAUCAUGUCCUCUCACCCAAACGUGUCCAGCGCGCCAUGUCCCAGGACCACGUGCUCUCGCCCGCCCGCUCCAAGCACCGGGACUACGGGCUGUCCUCGUACACGGGGGGCGCCGGCGGUCUGUCUCCGUACCACGGACGAAUCCUCUCCGACGAGCAGCUGCUGUCGGCCGACCGACUGCUCUCCCAGGAUCCGCUGCUCUCCCCGGAUAAGAUGCUCUCCUUGCGGCGCUCCAACUUCCGGGAGAAGGCCAUGUCGCGGGCGCUUUCCCAGACUGACAUGUUCAUCCCGACAACGCCGGUCAUGGACCGGCACUACAAAAUGAUGAAGAUGCAUUCGCACCCCAGCAGCGGCAACAACGAGUCCUACAACACACUGACUGUUAACAGCGCGCAGGUGGGAAACAAACGGCAGGCGUUCGCCAACCGACGGAUGCACACGGUCGACCACCUGCAGUAUAUACCUGGACACCACCAUCAUCAGUACAGAACCGCGAGUAAGACCGAAGUAACUGUCUGAGAGAGACGGGAGAAGACCGGAGAGCGAAUGAUGUCAACAAACAAUCCGGCUCGGGAAACGUGUGGCGUCCCACGUGGACAGGUUUCUUUUUUUUAGGCAUACAACCUUGACCUGUUCCCGCUUCCAGCGCAAGCUUUCCACUCCAUCAGUUCUGGGUCAGCUGGGAUAGGAUCCACACUUUCCGGAGCGACCCGGAUCUCCUCGCACGUAGAGAAAACGCAAGGGCUUCGCGCGUGGACGCCGGACUAGAAACAGAGGCCUGAAACUAUUUUUUUUUUUUUUCAGAAUUAGUACUGAACUGUUGCGAACCUCCACUGACUUUAUAUACAUUCAGUAUCAAAAAACCUACGCUACCGGUCAAACGCUUGAAAUAAUUACGAUUUUUUUAUGGUUUUGAAAGGAGUCUCUUCUGCCCACCAAGGCACACCAAAUCACCAUAUUAGAGUGAUU
Messenger RNA from Pimephales promelas (fathead minnow), 2485 nucleotides. It is a transcript of the gene shisa6a, whose product is annotated as shisa family member 6a. Lineage: Eukaryota; Metazoa; Chordata; Actinopteri; Cypriniformes; Leuciscidae. The record is from RefSeq and is a predicted model, not a curated record. Gene Ontology annotation, biological process: regulation of short-term neuronal synaptic plasticity; regulation of AMPA receptor activity. Gene Ontology annotation, cellular component: postsynaptic density; dendritic spine membrane; AMPA glutamate receptor complex.